AUGGACCAUAACAUAGCAGCUCAUCUGCACCAUACACACAUAGACUCCAUCAGCUUCGGCAUCGAUCAAAUCCUUAACAAUGCAGAGCAGGGGAGUUGUAUGAUUUCUAACCCCAGGAUGCAGGACUUGGACUACGGGCUGGGCAGCAUUGUCAGCAAUGCCUAUAACACCAUGACGGGCAACUACAGCAGCAAUAACACCGGCGGAUACAACGGAAACGCAUGUAGCGCUGCACCGCUCGCCGCCCAGUACAAUGUAAACAUGGGCAUGCACGGGAACGGGAACGGCCUGAACCCGUCAGGAGUGAUUCGGGUACCCGCACACCGGCCCCUUACCAGCAUGCAGUCCUCCAUGCCACCAAGCGCUGCCUCGGUGCCAAACAUGGCAGGUAUGGGUACUUUCAACAAUCUCACAGGAUUAACGUUUCCCUGGAUGGAGAGUAACAGGAGAUACACCAAAGAUAGAUUCACAGUGGCCCUCUCACCCUUCACUGUAACACGCCGUAUAGGUCACCCGUACCAGAACCGCACCCCGCCCAAAAAGAAGAAGCCGCGGACCUCGUUCACCCGCCUGCAGAUCUGCGAGCUGGAGAAGCGCUUUCACCGUCAGAAGUACCUGGCGUCCGCUGAAAGAGCCGCACUGGCCAAAGCACUGAAAAUGACUGACGCUCAAGUCAAAACAUGGUUCCAGAACAGAAGAACAAAAUGGAGGAGGCAGACGGCGGAGGAAAGAGAGGCCGAAAGGCAGCAAGCAAACCGGUUACUGAUGCAGCUGCAGCAAGAAGCGUUUCAGAAAACUCUGAACCAGCCGGUAACUCCAGAUCCCAUCUGCCUCCACAACACCUCCCUGUUCGCCCUGCACAACCUGCAGCCAUGGACUGAGAACAGCGGCAAACUCAGCAGUGUAUCCACCUGUGAUUAA
Messenger RNA from Trichomycterus rosablanca, 921 nucleotides. It is a transcript of the gene tlx1, whose product is annotated as T cell leukemia homeobox 1. Lineage: Eukaryota; Metazoa; Chordata; Actinopteri; Siluriformes; Trichomycteridae. The record is from RefSeq and is a predicted model, not a curated record. Bases 1 to 921 code for a protein of 306 amino acids. The transcript has 3 exons. Gene Ontology annotation, molecular function: RNA polymerase II cis-regulatory region sequence-specific DNA binding; DNA-binding transcription factor activity, RNA polymerase II-specific. Gene Ontology annotation, biological process: regulation of transcription by RNA polymerase II; animal organ development. Gene Ontology annotation, cellular component: nucleus.